AUGUCAUCAUCUAUUUAUACUAGACCAGACUCCGAAAUGUAUAGCGAACUCGCCAAAUCAGAUUUCCAUCAUCCUCCGGUGGACGAAGAGCCAGGGACAUUACCAUCACCGAACCAGUCGUCCUGGAAUACUGCAAAACUCGUACUACGCAUUGCAUUCACGGCCAUUGCACUACCCCUUUUCGGAAUAUCAGCUUCUGGACUUUCAACGGGAACAAGUCCUCGGGACACCACUGCAGCAAUCUUAUACGACAUGGCAGAAUACAUCGUCAUGUGUGCCCAGAAGAGGAAGUCCGGCAUCCGCCCUACCAUUUCUCUCGGUUUCGAACUCGUCCUUGGGCUCUGCGGUAUGGCGUUAUCGGGGAUUCUUACCUACGCCACGGUCGUCUCCUACAAUUGGCGUAUAGAGGACUUUGCCUACAAUGCCAAACAGGAUAAGCCCAUCCCCGGAUAUGUUAGCAGUGGAUACUUCUGGAUCAAGAUGUCCAUCUCCGCCAGCUGCCUUGCCACAUUACUAUCCUUAAUACACUUUGUCCUAUUCAUCCGCGACUGUGUUGAAGUCGACAGGCAGAGGGAGGCUGCUAAGCAAUCUAGGGAAACAUCAAGGGUCUCCGUUGACCCUCGGGAGUUAAUGUCCCACUUUCCUGAAUUGGACUCGAAGGCUGGACAGCAGAGCAAUGACUACGAUGGAAAGGUCGACCUAGAAAACUAG
This is a messenger RNA of Daldinia loculata, 711 nucleotides long. RefSeq lists its product as uncharacterized. The record is from RefSeq and is a predicted model, not a curated record. The transcript is spliced from 3 exons. Bases 1 to 711 code for a protein of 236 amino acids. Lineage: Eukaryota; Fungi; Ascomycota; Sordariomycetes; Xylariales; Hypoxylaceae.